AUGGCACUCCACCCUAACAACGAUGCUGAGCAAAGCUCGCAGACCUCCAUCAACAGCGACCCAAUCGGACGCUACCUCACAACCAUCAUCCACUCCUCCAUAAACGCCAUCAACACCCGCAACCUCGACCCCAAAAGACAGCCCUGGACCCUCUACGCCCCCUCCUUCCGCAAUGAGCCUGACGGGAACUCUCCCAUCAUCGGCAAUCUCCCCACCAGCUUCAGUGGACAGAGAACAAUGACACUUGAUACGCUCCUCGAUUUCUGGAAGGCUAUGGUGGCUGCUUGCCCUUCUUUUCGUAUCAGGAUCGUGGAGAUUGAGGUGUGCAAUGUGGAGGCGCAGGAGGGCACGGCAGAGGUGGCGUUGAAGGCGGAGAGUUUGGGGAUUCCGGAUGGGGUGGUGAGGCCGAGUGUGAGUGUUUUGGAGUUUAGACGGAUGAGUGGGAGGUGGUUGUGUACGAGGAUGAGGACGAUGCCGGGGGUGGAUUUUGGGGGUGUUGGGAUGUUGUAG
Messenger RNA from Fulvia fulva, 510 nucleotides. RefSeq lists its product as uncharacterized. The coding region runs from base 1 to 510 and encodes 169 amino acids. The transcript has a single exon. Lineage: Eukaryota; Fungi; Ascomycota; Dothideomycetes; Mycosphaerellales; Mycosphaerellaceae. The record is from RefSeq and is a predicted model, not a curated record.